CCUGAUGACGCUGAGCAAGAAAGCAGAAACGUCUUGAAUUUACUGAAAACGCCAAAUAUGAGGACGCGCUCGUUGAUCCUUUUCUAUGCCUGGUUCACGACGUCGAUGGUCUACUACGGCAUCUCUCAAAACGUUGGCAACCUCGAGGGAAACAUUUUCGUAAAUUUUAUCGUCACGAUGCUCAUCGAAAUACCUGCAACUCUUCUAAUUGCAAUUGUUUUCGACAGACUUGGUCACAAAGUGUGUCUAUUGGCGUCGGUUUUAAUAGCCGGGGCUGGCUGCUUCAUUACUGCCUUUCUGCCUGCGGAGGCGUCCGCCGCCAUCGUGGUGCUGAGCCUCAUAGGGAAGUUCGGAGCAGCUGCAGCGUUCGGCGCGCUGUACGUGUACGGCAGCGAGGUGUUCCCGACGUCGCACCGCAGCACAGGGCUCGGCUGCUGCUCCAUGUUUGCUAGGGCCGCCGGUGUCAUAGCUCCUCUGGUCGACCUGCUGGGAAAAUCAAACCCCACUCUUCCUCUGCUCUUGUUUGGGAUCCUGGCAGCGGUAUCAGCCUUCUCCAUGUUAUUCCUACCGGAGACAACGGGUUGCCCCUUAACGCAGACUCUCAGUGAGAGUGAACAACUUGGCUCAGGUCAGCCGUGUUGCUUCUUCCCCAGCUGCUCGUCCUACGACCCGCGGUCUGCAGGGGAAAAGAAGGCAGAUAAAAUUAUAGAAGUUUUUGUAGAUAAAGACAUGGACGACGCAGAAAUUGUCGCGAAAUAUCAAAAAGACGUAGAACUUGCCGGAAAAUAUGAUGACGACGUAGAACUUGCUACCGUAAAAGAUGAUGUGAACGGUAAACCUGCCGCGAAAGAUGUAAAUAACGUAGAACUUGCCGCAAAAGAUGAAAGCGACGUAGAACUUGCCACAAAAGAUAAUGACGUAGAACUUUUUUCAAAAUAUGAUGACGUAGAACUUCCCGCUAAAGUUGAUGACGACAUAGAACUUAGCGUAAAAGAAGAUAACGACAGGAACUCAUCUUUAAAAAAAUGAAGACGACGUAGAACCUGCCGAAGCAAAAAAAAAACAGGAUGCUGUACCAUAUAUGAGUACGCCUUAGAACUUGGCGU
Hyalella azteca is the source of this 1106-nucleotide messenger RNA. RefSeq names its product organic cation transporter protein-like. Bases 58 to 1029 code for a protein of 323 amino acids. The record is from RefSeq and is a predicted model, not a curated record. Gene Ontology annotation, biological process: transmembrane transport. Gene Ontology annotation, molecular function: transmembrane transporter activity. NCBI's taxonomy places the organism in Eukaryota, Metazoa, Arthropoda, Malacostraca, Amphipoda, Hyalellidae. The transcript is spliced from 6 exons.